GCCUAGCGAUGACGUGACCUCGUUGAGGGACAGCGGCGACUAGAUACUAAGAUGGCGGGUGGUGUUGAGCUUGCGAAGUCUGUCAUGUGAGGCCAGGGUCAAAUCUUGAGCUUGAGGCGCGGAGACUGUGAGCUGGGCCUGUUAUCGUUGAUUUUCAUGGUUAGCGCUUUAAGAUGCCAACCACAGAUGGGGAUCUGCACUCAGAUCCUGUCUCUGAGCUUCAUUAUCUAAGGCAGAAGGUCAGAAAUCUGCAAGAAGAAUUAACAUCUUGUAAAAGUCAGAUUCACGCUUUACAGAAAGAACUAAAUCAUGCAGAGAUCCUUCACAAAAGCACAGAGAGUUACAAUGAAGACCUACGCAAGCAGGUUAAAGAUCUCACUGAAAAAAUCCAUGGAAGUGAAAAGGAAGAAAAUGACACAGUUGAUAAAGGAGUUCAGACAUACCUUUGCACUCCCCAUCAUUAUAAAGGUUAUUGUAGCAAUGAAGCUCAGGGUUGUCACUACCAGUUGAACAGCGAUCAGAAUGGCAGGAGCGAUGUGUCAGGGCUUGAAAUUCAUGGAGCCUGUGGAAAAAACCAGGAUGUAAUUCAGGCCUCUACUCUGUUUCAAACACAGGCACAGACAGCCAACUACACAGAACAGGCUCAAACAGACGACCAUCAGUACAUGGAACAGGCUCAAACAGAUGGCCAUCAGUACACAGAACAGGCUCAAACAGACGGCCAUCAGUACACAGAACAGGCUCAAACAGAUGGCCAUCAGUACACAGAACAGGCUCAAACAGACGGCCAUCAGUACACAGAACAGGCUCAAACAGAUGGCCAUCAGUACACAGAACAGGCUCAAACAGACGGCCAUCAGUACACAGAACAGGCUCAAACAGACAGCCAUCAGUACACAGAACAGGCUCAAACAGACGGCCAUCAGUACACAGAACAGGCUCAGAUGAACAGCUAUCAAUACAGAGAAGAGGCCCAGACAGAUGGCUAUCAGUACAUAGGGUAUCCUGAGAAACCAAUACUCCCAGAUGGAUCCGGAGACCAUAACACUGAAAAUGCAGAGGACUUGGAGAAUACAUCAUUGGCAGACAGUUUGCGUGCUACUGCAGAAGCUGCUAUGUCACAGACAGGCUUCACCUAUGAUGAAAGCAGUGGGAUGUAUUAUGAUUACAGUACUGGCUUCUACUAUGAUUCGACAAAUCAGCUUUACUAUGACCCAAGCACUGGAAUUUACUAUUAUUAUGAUGCUGAGAGUGGCCUAUAUCAGUUUCAUUCUCGAGUGGAUCUACUAGCAUACUGCCCAACAAAUGCACCGAAAAAGGUUAAGAAAAAACGCAAAGGAGUGGAAAAGCUUGCAUCAAAGGAAGAGAAAAAGGAUUCUGUAGCUGAUAUGCCGAAAGCUUCAAGUAAUUGCAGGUCCUGUGACCCAGAAGGGAGUGAGGUAUUGUCAGAAGGACCAGCAAACAAACGAAAAAAAACAAAAAUGGAGAAUAUUGAUCAGGAUUCAUCCAAUGAACUUAGUCUAAAUGUAGAAUGUAUCCAUGAUGAAGAUGAUGUUGAAGUGAAAUUGGAAGAGAAGGAAGAGGCUGAAUUUGGAAGCGAACUAGAAGAAGGAGAAAUUACAGACUCGGACAAAGAAGAACACUAUACAGAUGAAACGAGUGAAGAAUCAAGCGAAGCUGAAAGCGAUGAAAGUGAGAAAGAAGAAGGUCAGCCGUGGCCUCCGUGUAUUCGUGUGAUAGUGGUACGAUCACCAGUUCUGGAACCUGGUACACUCUUCAUCAUCACUGCAGUGAAGUCAGCGACAAUUGGAAGAGAGAAAGAUAUGGGCCAUGCAAUCAGAAUAGCUGAAAUUGGAGUUAGUAAGUUCCAUGCUGAAGUGUACUUUGACCAAGAUCUACAGGAAUACAUGCUGGUAGACCAGGGGAGCCAGAAUGGGACUGUGGUCAAUGGGAACAGAAUCCUCAUGCCAAAAAAUAAAUGUGAUCCUCAUAGAUUGGAGCACGGUGAUGAAGUGAAAUUUGGGGAGACGGUACUAUCUUUCCAUAUCCAUCCAGGAACUGAUACAUGCAAUGGCUGUGAGCCAGGCCAGGUUAAAGCACACAUGCGCCUCAAUAAAAAAGAAUUCACAGCAGUUCCGGUGCUGAGUAAACAGGACAAAGAUAAGUUACGACGUCAAGAGUUAAAACAGAUUCAGGUCAAGUAUGGAUUGCAGAAUAGCGCGUAUGAAGGAGAAGAAGUAUUAAAAAACUCAGUGUACAAGGAUCGAGCUGCAAAACGCAGACAAGUGGUUGGAAGUGAUGGCAGCUACAGAAGAGAUGAUGCUCCAGCUUCAAUCAAUACGGAAAUCUGUGACAGCAACAAAGGGCGAAAGAUGUUGGAAAAGAUGGGCUGGAAAAAAGGAGAAGGACUUGGCAAAGGGAGUUGUGGAAUUAAAGAGCCAAUUAAAAUUCAACUUAAUCAGUCACAAGCUGGUUUGGGAGCUACUGCACCACUUUCCAUUGAAGAUGUUCAGAUGUGCAGAUCCAAAAAUCAGAAGAAUUGGGCCAAAGCUAGAGAGAGAUUUUCUGAAACUUUUCAGCAAACCACAAGUCAAAAGGCAGCAGAAGCGAAAACAUCAUGGGUCAAAGGUGAAUAUGUAAAGGAGCAGACUGAAGAUUCUGCCACAAGCUGACUUGUAAAUAGAUGUUCUAUCACCUGGUGUUUCUUUUUUAAUGUAUUAAUGAUAUUCUGAAGGAUUAAAAGUCUUUUUAUAUUGUAAAAUAAAAAGCAAAUAUGUAUAUUCA
This is a messenger RNA of Carcharodon carcharias (great white shark), 2784 nucleotides long. It is a transcript of the gene aggf1, whose product is annotated as angiogenic factor with G patch and FHA domains 1. Gene Ontology annotation, molecular function: protein binding; nucleic acid binding. The record is from RefSeq and is a predicted model, not a curated record. Bases 174 to 2672 code for a protein of 832 amino acids. Lineage: Eukaryota; Metazoa; Chordata; Chondrichthyes; Lamniformes; Lamnidae. The transcript has 16 exons.